Molecule: messenger RNA, 972 nt
Organism: Lagenorhynchus albirostris (white-beaked dolphin)
Lineage: Eukaryota; Metazoa; Chordata; Mammalia; Artiodactyla; Delphinidae
Gene: SLC25A31
Product: solute carrier family 25 member 31
Exons: 6
Coding region: 1-972 (323 amino acids)
Biological process (GO): mitochondrial ADP transmembrane transport; mitochondrial ATP transmembrane transport
Cellular component (GO): mitochondrial inner membrane
Molecular function (GO): ATP:ADP antiporter activity
Source: RefSeq, a predicted model, not a curated record
AUGCAGAGUGUACCUCCGAAGAAGAAGCUGGAGAAGAAAGCGGAGAAGCAGCUCUUUGACGCCGCGUCCUUUGGGAAGGACCUGCUGGCGGGCGGCGUGGCGGCGGCCGUGUCCAAGACGACGGUGGCGCCCGUCGAGCGGGUAAAGCUGCUGCUGCAGGUGCAGGCGUCGUCCAAGCAGAUCAGCCCCGAGGCCCAGUACAAAGGCCUCGUGGACUGCCUGGUGCGGAUUCCCCGUGAACAGGGUUUCUUCAGUUAUUGGCGUGGCAAUUUGGCAAAUGUUAUCCGGUAUUUUCCAACACAAGCUCUAAACUUUGCUUUCAAAGACAAAUACAAACAACUGUUCAUGUCUGGAGUUAAUAAAGAAAAACAGUUCUGGAGGUGGUUUUUGGCAAACCUGGCUUCUGGUGGAGCCGCUGGGGCAACAUCCUUAUGUGUAGUAUAUCCGCUAGAUUUUGCACGAACCCGAUUAGGUGUUGAUAUUGGAAAAGGUCCUGAAGAGAGACAAUUCAAGGGUUUAGGUGAUUGUAUUAUGAAAAUAGCAAAAUCAGAUGGAAUUGUUGGUUUAUACCGAGGGUUUGGUGUUUCAGUUCAGGGCAUCAUUGUGUACCGAGCCUCUUAUUUUGGAGCUUACGACACAGUUAAGGGCUUAUUACCAAAACCAAAGGAAACUCCUUUUCUUGUCUCCUUUUUCAUUGCUCAAGUUGUGACUACAUGCUCUGGAAUACUCUCCUAUCCCUUUGACACAGUUAGAAGACGUAUGAUGAUGCAGAGUGGUGAGGCUGAACGGCAAUAUAAAGGAACUUUAGACUGCUUUGUGAAGAUAUACCAACAUGAGGGAAUUGGCGCAUUUUUUCGUGGUGCCUUCUCCAAUAUCCUUCGUGGUACAGGGGGUGCUUUGGUGUUGGUAUUAUAUGAUAAAAUUAAAGACCUCCUUAAUAUUGAUAUUGGAGGUAGUUCAUCGGGAGAUUAA